AUCGGGCGGCGGCGGUCAUCGACAGCACGUGUAUAUAAGGGCUACUUCGCCACCCCAUGAGCACCACUGAGUUGCCCGACUUUGAAGACGACACUACAGCUGUAACAGAAGUAUACUCGAGCUUAAUCGUCACCUAACCUAAAAUUCAACAACCAUGAAAUUCUACGUAGUAUUCAGUGUCUUGGCAGCUUUGGCUCUGCACGCUCUCGCCGACGAAACCAAAGACAGCGUCCCGGCAACAGUCUCUGCAGCCAUCGACCGUGCUACGGCUGUUACGAAAGCUACCAUUUCGAACGAUAAUGAAAAUUGGUCAUUGAUCCCGAACAGCUAUGGAGCAGCUCUAGCGGCGGGCGGAGCGGUCGUGAUCGGAGUGGUCGUGUUGCUGGCCAUCUCGGCUAUUGUCAGCCCGUUGUUCGGAUACAGACUUUGUCAGAUAUUCAGCACCUGCGAAGUCCCACCAGCAGCUACCGGAUACAGCGCAGACGCGUACCAAUCGUUCCCACCGACUUACAACAAGAGAUCUAUUGAGUACGUCAAACCAAUCUUGCAAGUUUUGAACUCGGCCUACGAAAAGUACGGACACGGUGCUAUUCCAGCGGGUUUGGUUAACACGAUGAGGAACGUUAACGCACAACAAUAACCGGUUCAAAUCAACAUCAACUGCAGCUAGAUAUAUUAAUUCCGGAAGAAUUAAAAUUUUUUAAGUCGACAAUUAUGCACAACAAAUGUGUAUCGUAUAAUUUAUAAUGUUCACAUGUAAAUCAUAAUCACUAUAUCUAGCUGUAAAUAUUAAACUAUUAUCGUGUUUAACCGGCAUGUCAUUCACAAACAACAAUUUAAUCAUAUUUAUUAUAAUAAAAACAAUACAUAUAUAAAAAAAUAAAA
Molecule: messenger RNA, 885 nt
Organism: Myzus persicae (green peach aphid)
Lineage: Eukaryota; Metazoa; Arthropoda; Insecta; Hemiptera; Aphididae
Exons: 4
Coding region: 155-640 (161 amino acids)
Source: RefSeq, a predicted model, not a curated record